AUGGUCAGCUCGUCCUGCCCCUCAGGGACCCUUAACCAGCCUCCACUGCCGGGCAUGGCCUCUGCUCCCUUCCCAUGUCCUUUGUGGAGUGCCAGGGACCCGUCCUUGGCCAUGCUGGGGAACCCACGCCAAGGGCAGUGCGGAAGGGGGCACGGACCGUGCGCCCUCCGGCCGCCAGAGGGCGCGGGCGGGCCGGUCCGGGCCAAGGAAGUGACGGCGGCGGCGGGGCCGGAGAGCGUGAGAAGAAUGGGUUCUGUGUCAGAGGAGCUCACCUUGGUCCCCUUGCACCAGAGGCCGGAGCUGCUGGAAGCCUGUGCAGAGCUGCUGGGCGAGGAGUGGGGGAAGAGCCGUGCGUCGCGGCUGCACUCGCUGCAGCGCUCCUCGGACGCCUUUCCCGUGUGCCUGCUGCUGCUGCGGAGCCGCGGCCCCAGCGACAGCCCUGCCACCCCCCGGCAGGGGCCCUGCGAGCUCGUGGGCCACGUGCGACUGUCCCGCGUGCUCAGCCGUCCCCAUGACCUCUUCGUGGAGAGCGUGGUGGUGGCGCGGGCGCUGCGGGGCCGGGGCUACGGGCGCCGGCUGAUGGAGGCCGCUGAGCAGUGGGCCCGGGCCCGGGGCUUUCGCUGCCUGCGCCUCACCACCCACGACAAGCAGCAUUUCUAUGCGCACCUGGGCUAUGUCCUGGGCGAGCCGGUGCAGAGCGUGGCCUUUCUCAGCCCGGCGAUAUCCUCUGAGGUGCUGCGGCUCUUCUCCGCCCCUUCUGGGGCUGCCGCUGCCACCAGCACCAGGCCGUGGGUACCCGCGGUCCCCCCGCCGCCCCCGCCGCCCCUCGCUGUGCCCCCACCGCCUCCCCCACCCACUGUGAUCUGGGCGAGGGGUGUCCUGGCUGAGGGCGGCGAGCAGCAGAGCCUCCUGCAGACCCCGCACCGCGAUGCCAAAGGGCUCCCGAUCUUCUGGAUGAAGAAGGACAUCUGAGGGGCCCCGAGCAGUGAUUAAAGCAGUGCGGGUGGGAGCUGCCCGCCGCAGCCCUG
Messenger RNA from Zonotrichia albicollis (white-throated sparrow), 1028 nucleotides. NCBI's taxonomy places the organism in Eukaryota, Metazoa, Chordata, Aves, Passeriformes, Passerellidae. The record is from RefSeq and is a predicted model, not a curated record.